UACCUGGGAGGGAGGGGGGAGGCGGUGGAGGAGGAAAGGCUAGGCUCAUAUUUGGCAGGAGGCGAGAGGUUCGGAGAAAGCAGGGUUCAGGGGGAAAGUGGAGCAAAGAGACCUUGCUGGAUGUUUUUUUUUGUUUUGCUUUGUACCCGGGGUGGCAAAAAGCCCAGUAUCCAGAAUCUGGACUUUGGUGGCCACUGCUGCUUGCCUCCCCGGGGGAGGUUGCUGAGCUCAAGUCACCUCUGGCUGCACGGGAGCUUCCGCCAUGCAGGUUAACCCGGGAAUGGGGUUGCUCACCUUGGCCCUGUGGGCCCUUUGUUUGCCGGCGCUGAGCACCGAAGGGAAACGGAAGCUCCAGAUUGGAGUGAAGAAACGGGUUGACAACUGCCCCAUCAAAUCCCGCAAGGGGGACGUGCUCCACAUGCAUUACACGGGAAAGCUGGAAGAUGGUACAGAGUUUGACAGCAGCCUGGCUCGAGAUCAGCCCUUUAUCUUCUCCUUGGGGACAGGACAAGUCAUUAAAGGCUGGGACCAAGGACUGCUUGGGAUGUGCGAGGGUGAGAAGAGGAAGCUGGUGAUUCCUUCUGAGCUGGGUUAUGGGGAUCGGGGGGCACCGCCCAAAAUCCCAGGUGGUGCGACAUUAAUCUUCGAAGUUGAGCUGCUGAAGAUCGAGCGACGGCAGGAAUUGUAGCUUUGGGGGGAGGGGGUGCACAGAGGGAGGGGCACGAGAGCGAGUGAGCGAGCAAGAGAGAGAGAGAGAGAGAAGUUGGUGGGGAAGGGAAUCCAAAAAAGGGACUCAGGAUUUGUUGAUUACAGAUGGGCCAAAUAAAAGCACAGACACGAUUUGUACUGUG
Pogona vitticeps (central bearded dragon) is the source of this 851-nucleotide messenger RNA. RefSeq names its product FKBP prolyl isomerase 2 (gene FKBP2). The record is from RefSeq and is a predicted model, not a curated record. Gene Ontology annotation, cellular component: endoplasmic reticulum. Gene Ontology annotation, molecular function: peptidyl-prolyl cis-trans isomerase activity. Gene Ontology annotation, biological process: protein peptidyl-prolyl isomerization. NCBI's taxonomy places the organism in Eukaryota, Metazoa, Chordata, Lepidosauria, Squamata, Agamidae.